AGAGGUUGCGAAAAGAUAAAUAGAAAAAGGAGUCAUGUCCACGAGCCAAUUGAGAAAAUGUGUUGUGAUGAUGAUGGUGAUCAUGCUUGUUGUAACUCAAGCUCGUGAUAUAACUCAAUCUCAAGAAAUUGGGCCAACUCAAUCUGUUGGCCGUGUUAUUUGUCAAGCAAACUGUGUCAAAACAUGUUUUGGAUGGAGCAAAAAAGUUGGGGAUUAUAUUUCAUGUAUACAGACUUGUUUUAAGAAAUGCCCGAAAUUGUUUCCUAACAUUGAGAAUGGUUCUCGUGGAAGUGGAAUGCAAACAGACACACUGUUUUAAGCUCGAAGACAAUCGAUAAUAAUAAAUAAUUAACUUGUAGCAGUAUGUCGGGUGAGACUCUACUUAGGAAAAUAAUCCCACAAGAGUUGAGGAUGGAUUAUGUCGAACUAUAAUAAAUGAACUGUACCUUGUUAUAUUAAUGUUAAUUUUCUAUUU
Lathyrus oleraceus (garden pea) is the source of this 475-nucleotide messenger RNA. RefSeq lists its product as uncharacterized. The record is from RefSeq and is a predicted model, not a curated record. The transcript is spliced from 2 exons. The coding region runs from base 35 to 319 and encodes 94 amino acids. NCBI's taxonomy places the organism in Eukaryota, Viridiplantae, Streptophyta, Magnoliopsida, Fabales, Fabaceae.